AAAAAUUUAAACUCUUGAAAAUCGGAAAAGUCUUAAACUGAUAAUAUUUAGUAUAAUUGUAUCGUUUAAUGUAAUCGCGUGGCAAGAUAAAACAGUGGUCAGCUAUUUUCGGGACAUUGUAAUUAGCUAUUGUCGGAACAUUGUAGCUGUUUUUGGAACACUGCAAUCAGCUGUUUUUAGAGUAUCGCUGCGAUCAGCUGUUUUUAGAAAACGAAGUCAGUCGUUUCUUCGCGCGGUGGAUUUAUCUCACUCAUUUCCCUAAAUUAGUGUAUUUUGUUUGCGUGUUCCUGAUUUAUUACAAUGUGCAUAAUUUAGAAAAUACAUUAUGGGAUGCAGUUAAAAUGCAAAAUAUUAUAAUCCGAUAAAAACAGCACCGUUUGACACAUGUGUGCUAUAGGUUAGAAUUAACCUCGCAACUAACUGGCAGUAUAAAGUGUCAAAAUUGGGUUUUUUUACGGUAUUUAAUAAGAAAUUAAAACCCCUUAAAAUUGUGAUAAUGAAACGUAAAUUUGAAUCGGAUAUGAGUAAAUCAGCGACUUCAAAAAAAGGUCACUGGUCUGCUGGUUUACUUACAUCAAUGGAGGAUCCUGAAUGUAUGGUCAAGGAAGAUGAUAAAAUAGUUGUCAUUAAAGAUAAGUAUCCUAAAGCACAAUUUCACUAUUUGGUUUUACCAAAAGAGAAUAUCCUUUCCAUACGACAAGUGAAAAAGAAUCAUCAAGAUUUGCUAAUGCAUAUGCAUGAAGUUGCUCGUGGUCUUGUAGAAAAACACACAGAUCAUGAAUUCAUCAUGGGUUAUCACGCGAUGCCAAGUAUGCAACGACUACACUUACAUGUAAUAAGCACGGAUUUCUGUAGUCCUUGUCUUAAAACCAAGUACCACUGGAAUUCAUUUACGACACCGUUCUUUUUACAUUCGUCAGAUGUAUCCCGUCAAUUGCACGAGGAAGGCGAAGUCAAAAAUAUUUCUCCGCAAAAAUGCAAAGAUUAUUUAAAUACGCAAUUGAAAUGCCACAAAUGCACACUACAACCAAAAAAUAUGCCAGCUUUGAAAAGACAUAUAUUAACACAUAUUGAUAAACAAAAGCAAUAAAAUACUGAAUGCACGUAAAAUGUAAUCAAACAUUUUUCUCUUUGAUGUAUAAAUUAUUUCCAGAAAAUAAAUUAUUUUUUACAACACAUAAAUCGUGUAAAAAAAUUAUAUAUAU
This is a messenger RNA of Cataglyphis hispanica, 1205 nucleotides long. RefSeq names its product aprataxin (gene Aptx). Lineage: Eukaryota; Metazoa; Arthropoda; Insecta; Hymenoptera; Formicidae. Gene Ontology annotation, molecular function: single-strand break-containing DNA binding; DNA 5'-adenosine monophosphate hydrolase activity; single-stranded DNA binding. The transcript has 5 exons. The record is from RefSeq and is a predicted model, not a curated record. Bases 497 to 1090 code for a protein of 197 amino acids. Gene Ontology annotation, biological process: single strand break repair; double-strand break repair. Gene Ontology annotation, cellular component: nucleus.